Molecule: messenger RNA, 486 nt
Organism: Acanthosepion pharaonis
Lineage: Eukaryota; Metazoa; Mollusca; Cephalopoda; Sepiida; Sepiidae
Source: the annotation of a GenBank genome assembly
AUGUCAGUCGUUUUUAACGAGACUUGUAUAAAAGAGAGAUUACUGUCUAAUUACACAAUCUAUCUAUCUAUCUAUCUAUCUAUCUAUCUAUCUAUCGUGGGCCCUCCCGACGUAUUCGACGAUUAUCUCGAGACCAAACGCCUGACAUUUCCCCGGUUUUUCUUUCUGAGCAACGAGGAACUGCUGGAUGUAUUAGCAAAUUGUAGAGACUCCAUUGCUAUUCAGCGCCAUUUGGGGAAAUGUUUUGGUAAUAUUCAUUGUCUUGGAAUUGUUUUUGGAGAGAGGCCACCUGACAACAUAAUAUCUAUGACAUCGAUAGAAGGAGAAACAGUGCCCUUAUCAAGAUCUCGUAUUUACUUCGUCUUUGGAAAAUAUAUAAAAUCUACUGAACUUUCUUUCUUUCUUUCUUUCUUUCUUUCUUUCUUUCUUCUAUUGCUAGAUACGUUAACAAAAAAUAUUUCGUCAUUGAUUUGUCAAAAUGUUUGA